Charadrius vociferus (killdeer) is the source of this 1606-nucleotide messenger RNA. RefSeq names its product endo-beta-N-acetylglucosaminidase (gene ENGASE). Gene Ontology annotation, biological process: protein deglycosylation. Lineage: Eukaryota; Metazoa; Chordata; Aves; Charadriiformes; Charadriidae. The record is from RefSeq and is a predicted model, not a curated record. The transcript is spliced from 10 exons. Gene Ontology annotation, cellular component: cytoplasm. The annotation marks the transcript as partial. Gene Ontology annotation, molecular function: mannosyl-glycoprotein endo-beta-N-acetylglucosaminidase activity.
AUGGCUGGCACAGUGCCGCCGGGCUGGUGGCGGGAAGGGAAGGGCAGAUGGUCCCCAGGGAGCCCCGAGCCGGGCUCUGCGAGGGACGGCUGCUCCAUAAGGGCCAGGGACCCGGAGGCUGAGCGCACUAACAGACCCGUCAGCCAGCGAGCAGGGCAGGCGGUGGCGGGCUUACCAAGGGCCCGGAUCAUCCGGCAGGUCUGCAGUGAUGAGGCGGGUCUGGGGUCAAGCUGGGAAGCCGCGAGGCACUUCGACACCAGCACGACAGAGCCCAUCAGCUUCUUCUUGUCCGGGCUAGAGGAGCUGCUGGCCUGGCAGCCCGAUGGCAACGACGACUUCAACAUCUCCGCCGUGCCGCUGGCCAAGCGCCAGCCCCCGCUCCACAGCAAGAGGCCCCGGACAUUGGUGUGCCAUGACAUGCGUGGCGGAUACCUGGAAGACAGGUUCAUCCAGGGCUCAGCCACACGCAACCCCUACGUCUUCUACCACUGGCGGUAUAUCGACAUCUUCGUCUACUUCAGCCACCACACCGUCACCAUCCCGCCCGUGUGCUGGACCAACGCGGCGCACAGGAACGGCGUCCCUGUGCUGGGUACAUUCAUCACCGAGUGGACGGACGGGGAGAAGCUGUGCGAGGCGUUCCUGGCCGGCGGGGCGGAGGCGUACCGUGCCGUGAGCGAGCAGCUGGCCCGCAUCGCCCAGCACUACCGCUUCGAUGGCUGGCUGGUCAACAUAGAGAACACACUGAGCGCGGCGGCGGUGGCGAACCUGCCCCUCUUCCUGCGGCACUUGACGGCGCAGGUGCACAGCGCCGUGCCGGGGGGGCUGGUGAUCUGGUACGACAGCGUCCUGCAGAACGGCGCGCUGAGAUGGCAGAACGAGCUGAGCGAGGACAAUAGGGUGUUCUUUGAUGCUUGCGACGGGCUGUUCACCAACUACAACUGGAAGGAGGAGCACCUGGAGCGCACGCGUGGGCUGGCCGGGCCGCGCCACACCGACAUCUAUGUCGGCAUUGACGUCUUUGCCCGCGGGGAUGUGAUCGUUGGUGGCUUCGACACUGAUAAGUCCCUGCGCCUGAUCCGCCGGCACGGCCUCUCCGCGGCCAUCUUCGCUCCCGGCUGGGUCUACGAGCACCUGGGGGAGGAAAACUUCCUGCACAACGAGAACAAGUUCUGGGGCUCGCUGGCUGAGUACCUGCCCACGCACAGCAUCUGCACGCUGCCCCUUGCCACCACCUUCAGCCUGGGCAUGGGCACCAGCAGGUUCCUGGAUGGGAAGGAGGAAGAGGCCGGGCCCUGGUAUGACCUGAGCGCGCAGGAGAUCCAACCCCUCUACCCGGAGCGCGAGGGCAGGCUGAGCACCAGCUGCUGCCUGCAGGACGCCUGGUGCGGGGGCAGCUCCCUGAGGGUGGAGGGGACCAUCCCCCCCGGCGAGGAGCGCGUGGCCAUCCGCCUUUUCUCUUUGCAGAUGCCGGCACCCCCCAAGCUCUUCCUGACCCUGCUCUACAAGCUGGAGGGGUGGCACCCCGACGAGCUCGCGGUCGCGCUGGAGCUCACCACCUGGGACUCGGGUACCUGCUACGAGGGCAACAUCACCUCCCUGCCCG